Molecule: messenger RNA, 1555 nt
Organism: Camellia sinensis
Lineage: Eukaryota; Viridiplantae; Streptophyta; Magnoliopsida; Ericales; Theaceae
Source: RefSeq, a predicted model, not a curated record
UUAAAGCUGGAAAUUAGUACUUAAGAGUGAGUUUCCUAUUCUUUAUCUUUUGUGCCCAAAUUCAGACAAAGGUAAAGCUAAGCUAGCGUGCUUGUCUCCGCGAUCAUGGCUUCUUCACUCCUCUUCUUCUCUCUCCUUCUCUUCAACCUGCAAGUUUCCAUGGCUGGCAGUGACAUCGCAUUCGAAGAUGGCUACACAGUCAGUACAGUCAUCGACGGCCACGAAUUCCAAAUAAAUCCUCGCUCGAUUCUCCCUCAAUUUGGAUCGUCCGAUCUCAUCAUCCUCGAUUCAGCCAACAAUGCCUUUUACACCGUCUCAAUUUCCAAAUCCCAAGAGAUUGCGGUCAAGCGGUUAUCUGGUGGCAAUUUGGGGUUUUUGGAUGGUGAUUUGGCCGCUGCUAAGUUUAAUGACCCGAGAAGCUUUGCGGUUGAUCUCAACGGGAAUGUAUAUGUUGCUGACAGGGGUAAUCUUGCUGUGAGAAAGAUCAGCAAGUCAGGUGUGACCACAAUUGCUGGGGGUAAUUCAGCACCAGGCCGUGUGGAUGGACCUGGACGAAAUGCAUCAUUCUCCACUCAUUUUGAGCUGGCUUUUGUUCCUGAAAGAUGUGCUUUAAUGAUCUGUGAUCAUGGUAAUUACGUGGUCCGCCAGAUUAACCUGAAGCCACAGGAUUGUGAGAGAGGUCCUCAACCUGUACGGAGCGUGGCUGCAUGGGCUUGGGCUUUGGUUCUGGGAGUUUCUUGCUUGCUUAGCUUGAUAAUUGGGUUCGCAGUUCGUCCUUAUGUCACUCCACAUGAAGGUGCCAACCCAUUUCAUCUCAACAAGACAUGGAAGCAUUUCCUAGUCAGUCGGGGGAGGCAAGUACUGAUGCUCUGCUUCGACAUCAGAAGCGUACUUGUUAGUUCAACACUGUACACGAGGAGGAUCAUUAUGUUAAGCUUAUCUCAUCUGUUUCUAAUGCUUGGGAUCAACACUGUAGAAUCCCAAACUUCAUUUGAAAAAAAAACUGUAUCUUUGUUAGAUUCUGAGAUUUUAGGAAGCGAAGUGAUAACAACGAAGUCCCAGAUAUUUGCUGAACAAUUAAAAGAUUUGAUAACUUUUGAUGGAGAAGAGGAAUCACCGAACCCUGCUGACAAGACUUUCAAGCUAGGAGAUGAUAAUGAACACGGAAACGAUGUUUUAUGUGACAACCAUCAAAGGAUAGAUAAUAUGAUAAACGAUAACAUAGUGGGUUUUGUUGAGCAGGCUAAAAAAGUCCAGCUGGAUGAGUCCUUUGUAAGCAGUUCAGGUUUGGUUAAGAGGAGAUGAAAAUAUUGAAGGGGACUUUCUAUUUACGUUGUUUAUGUAUAACCUCUCUAAGCUAUCGUGUAUGUUUGGGGCUUUUACAUUGUUGUAUGUGUUUUGCAUUGGUUUUCUUUGUUUUCCCUCUGGAUCUUGUGUUGCUAUGUACAGGAUUUUUAGAUAGAGUUAGACUGUAAGAUUGAUAUGGAAACUGGCCAAUGUUGUAUCGAUGGUUUCACCUCCGCUAGUUUUGCUAAUACAUUUCAGUUUGAUUAAA